Molecule: messenger RNA, 2493 nt
Organism: Symbiodinium sp. CCMP2592
Lineage: Eukaryota; Dinophyceae; Suessiales; Symbiodiniaceae
Source: the annotation of a GenBank genome assembly
AUGGCUGGCGUCGGUGCCUUCGCGGCAGCGGGUGCCUUGAGCGGUGCCUUCGUGGCGCCGGCUGGCCAGGUGCAGCACAGCGAGCCGCAGAUGCAGAGGACCAACCUCCGUGCCGCCGGCUAUGGCUCCUCUCAGGCCACCGGUGUUGGUGCCAUGGCUGGCCUCGGUGCCGUGGCUGGUCUGGCUGCAGCAGGUGUGGCUGGCAAGCGAGCCAGCAAGGGACGCACCUCCAUGCAGGCCGUGGGCGUUGGCAUCAAUGGCUUCGGCCGCAUCGGCAGGCAGGUGGCUCGCAUCGCCAUGAAGGAUCCGGAGACCGAGCUCAAGCUCAUCAAUGCCAGCUAUGAUGCCGACUACCUGGCUUACAUGAUGAAAUAUGAUACGAUCCACGGCAAGUACGAUGGAACGGUGGAGGUUGACGGCGACUCCCUGGUCAUUGACGGCCUUAUCCCCUUCGGCGAGCAUGGUGCUGAGUACGUUUGCGAGUCCACCGGCGUAUUCCUGACCACUGAGAAGGUGCAGCCCCACUUGAAGGCCGGUGCCAAGAAGGUGAUCUUCUCCGCUCCCGCAAAGGAUGACUCCCACACCAUCGUCAUGGGCGUGAACGAGGACACUUACGACCCGUCCAUGGAGGCCGUGUCCUGCGCUUCUUGCACUACCAACGGCCUGGCCCCAGCCGUGCGUGUCUUGCAGGAGAAGUUCGGCAUCAAGCGCGGCCUAAUGACCACUUGCCAUGCCAUGACCGCUUCUCAGCCCACCGUGGAUGGCACCUCCAAGAAGGACUGGCGGGGCGGCCGCGCAGGCCCUGGCAACAUCAUUCCGAGCUCCACCGGCGCUGCCAAGGCAGUGGCGAAAGUGAUUCCUGAUGUGAAGGGCAAGCUGACCGGCAUGGCCCUGCGCGUGCCGACUAUCGAUGUUUCCGUGGUCGACCUCACCGUGGAAUUGGAGAAGGAGACCACCUACGAGGAGAUCUGCGCCGAGAUGAAGAAGCGGUCUGAGGGAGACAUGAAGGGCUAUUUGGGCUACACGGACGAGGCCCUCGUAUCCACGGACUUUGAGACCAACCCUAUUUCCUGCACUUUCGACUCCAAGGCUGGAAUCAUGCUGGACCCCACCUUCGUCAAGGUGGUGUGCUGGUAUGACAACGAGUUUCGGCCCUUCGUGAACGCUUUCUUCAGUCUGGAGUGGGGCUACAGCUGCCGAGUCGUCGAUCUGAUCAAGCACAUGGCGAAGGAGGUUCGAAUAAGGCCCGUCGUUGUGCAGAUCCUGGAAAUCAUGCCUUCCACCGCCACCAAUGUUGCCAUGGCUGGCGUCGGUGCCUUCGCGGCAGCGGGUGCCUUGAGCGGUGCCUUCGUGGCGCCGGCUGGCCAGGUGCAGCACAGCGAGCCGCAGAUGCAGAGGACCAACCUCCGUGCCGCCGGCUAUGGCUCCUCUCAGGCCGCCGGUGUUGGUGCCAUGGCUGGCCUCGGUGCCGUGGCUGGUCUGGCUGCAGCAGGUGUGGCUGGCAAGCGAGCCAGCAAGGGACGCACCUCCAUGCAGGCCGUGGGCGUUGGCAUCAAUGGCUUCGGCCGCAUCGGCAGGCAGGUGGCCCGCAUCGCCAUGAAGGAUCCGGAGACCGAGCUCAAGCUCAUCAAUGCCAGCUAUGAUGCCGACUACCUGGCUUACAUGAUGAAAUAUGAUACGAUCCACGGCAAGUACGAUGGAACGGUGGAGGUUGACGGCGACUCCCUGGUCAUUGACGGCCAGAAGGUGGCCUUGUCCCACACCCGCGAUCCCGCUGAGAUCCCCUUCGGCGAGCAUGGUGCUGAGUACGUUUGCGAGUCCACCGGCGUAUUCCUGACCACUGAGAAGGUGCAGCCCCACUUGAAGGCCGGUGCCAAGAAGGUGAUCUUCUCCGCUCCCGCAAAGGAUGACUCCCACACCAUCGUCAUGGGCGUGAACGAAGACACUUACGACCCGUCCAUGGAGGCCGUGUCCUGCGCCUCUUGCACUACCAACGGCCUGGCCCCAGCCGUGCGUGUCUUGCAGGAGAAGUUCGGCAUCAAGCGCGGCCUAAUGACCACUUGCCAUGCCAUGACCGCUUCUCAGCCCACCGUGGAUGGCACCUCCAAGAAGGACUGGCGGGGCGGCCGCGCAGGCCCUGGCAACAUCAUUCCGAGCUCCACCGGCGCUGCCAAGGCAGUGGCGAAAGUGAUUCCUGAUGUGAAGGGCAAGCUGACCGGCAUGGCCCUGCGCGUGCCGACUAUCGAUGUUUCCGUGGUCGACCUCACCGUGGAAUUGGAAAAGGAGACCACCUACGAGGAGAUCUGCGCCGAGAUGAAGAAGCGGUCUGAGGGAGCUGGAAUCAUGCUGGACCCCACCUUCGUCAAGGUGGUGUGCUGGUAUGACAACGAGUUUCGGCCCUUCGUGAACGCUUUCUUCAGUCUGGAGUGGGGCUACAGCUGCCGAGUCGUCGAUCUGAUCAAGCACAUGGCGAAGGAGGAUGCCAAGGCAUAA